AUGGCGACUGCCAUUGUUCCAAGCCCUCUUUCGGCAACUGUCGAGACGCCGGCCUUUGAUAAAGUUCCCAAAAUUGACGUCAAACCCGUGGUGGAAGAUCCAUUACUUGCGAGCCGGCCCAAGUUUGAGCUGAUCCCGCAAGUUUCCGUCAAGUCCAUUCCAGAGGAAAGCAAGUCAGAAGCUUCCGAUGAUGCUGUCAACUCCCUGAUUUGCUCCCAUGCCCCGGUCCGUUCUACCUACCAUAGGGAGGCUGUCUCCUUCCGUUCGGACAUCCAGGUGCACCUCAGAUCGGUGCAAAAGACCAGCGAUGAUAUGCUCUUUAGAAUUCGGGAGAUUGUCGAAAGCCUUGACAAAGCCACUCAUGAGAAACUCCUCCACAAAGAGCAGUACGACAGUUUGUGCCAGAGAUAUCAGGACGUCACUACUCGUCUUGAGAACUCCACUCAAGAAUGCGUCACAUUGAGGACCAGAUUGUACGAGAUGUCCAAAGCCCGCGAUCGUGCCGAGAUCGAGCUUGAAGCCCUGAGCGGUCGUCUCCUCGAGAAAGAACACGAAUGCAUCGAACUCAAAGAAGAGACCAGCGUCCUGCACAAGCAGAUUGUCUCCAUGGAAGCAACAUUGGUGGAUAUCACUUCCAGACUUGUUGAGGCUGAGGCGACCGCAAGGAUCCGCCUGGAGGAGUACAAUGCGGCCGUCCACGAGCUGGAGAUCCUCAAGGCGUCCAUGACUGUCCUCUUCAAAGAAAAGGAAACCUUAGCCACGGAGCUGGCACUCUCACGCAUGAAGUUCAAAGACGUCUCCUCGAAGCUUGAAGUUAUCAAGCAGAAAUUUAUCAGCAUCGAACACAAGUGUAGCUCGCUGGACACGGAGCUCAAGUCAGUCAGGGAAGAGCUUAUCAAGGCCAAAGAGGCAAGGGACAAGGCACUUGCAGAGCGCAAAGAAGCUAUUCACGAACGUGAUGUGGCCAUGCAACGUAUGGACGAAGCGAUCGAGGACCGGAACGGUGCGAUCCGAGCGCGUGACGGUGCCAUCUUCGACUACCAGAGUGCGAAGACUGACCUGGUGCGGGACCAAGCCUUGCUCAAGGACUGCCAACUGAACUUGGAGACUCUGCAAUCUCGGUUCGAAAUUGUGAUCAAAGAGCGCGAUUAUGCCAUGAACAACCAAUCCAGUCUGGAGCAUUUCCGCGAUGAGCUGGUUGAGCAAUUCAAGGAAGCUGACGCUCGUGCUCAUCACUUCAAGAUCGAGUUCGAGAAGGCUGUCGAGGUUAAGCAGCAUGCCGAAGAAGAGCUUCGAAAGACCUUGAAGAAGAUGGAGGACCUCCGGCACGACACUGAUGUCCUCGUCAUUGAGCGAGAGCAGCUCUACGUUCAGCUGAAGGAGUCAGAGGCACGACGGAACGAGGCAAUUGCAAAGGAAUCCAAGGCAUUUGAAGAGCUCCUUAAGGCUACACAAGAGUGCGCACGGAUGACGAAGAAAUACGAGGACAUGGAAGAUGAAUUCCAGAAAGCCGAUAAGGAGCGCGCCAUUCUCGACGAGAAACUCAGGACCCUCGAGGCCGAGCUCAAAGCCUCCAAAGUGAAGGAGGCAUUGAUGGCCGACCAGUUGGAGCACGCCAAAGCAGACGAGAUCAAAGCACUCCGGGAGCGGAACGAGAUGGCUGAGAAACUCUCAGUUUCCGAAGAGCUCAACAAGAGUCUCAAGCAGCAAAAGGACGACAUGGAGAGCAAGCUCGAAGCUAAAAUCAAGGAGCUGGAAGGCAAGUUGGCGCAGAGCGGAGCCGCGAAUACCACUCUCACAGACAAGGUCGAUAGCCUUGAGAAGGCCUUUAGCAAAGCUGAAGGCGAGAGAGACAACAAGAUCAGAGAGCUGGAAGACACGAAGCAACAGGCUGCCGACCAGAAAACCAAACUUGACAAGGAGAUUGUUGAUCUCAAAAAUGAAGUCGCCGAAGCCCAGAAGAAGGAGUGGGAGACCGACAAACUGCUGCAAGAGAAGGCCGGCGAGCUUGAGAAGGAGAAGGGGGUCAUGAAGAACUAUGCUGGCAACGGCGAAGUGCGAGGCAACAUCUGGGUAAGGAACAUCAAUUAUGGUACGAUGCGUCUGCCAGACAGCCACAAGGCGUAUAAGAUGGCCCUUGACCGCUUCUACAAUGCGAAGGCUACUCCCCUCAAGGCGGACAACAAGGUCCUCGGCUGCGAUCCCAACUUUGGUGUCCAGAAGACCCUUAUUGUACGCUGGGCUCAGAAGGAUAAAGAAAGCAAGUGGGAGGACAAAAGAGCUCUCUUUGCGUGGGAGCGAGGUCCGAACGGCGAUGAGAUUGACUUUCCCCUCGUCGGAAAGGCCUAA
Molecule: messenger RNA, 2349 nt
Organism: Fonsecaea multimorphosa CBS 102226
Lineage: Eukaryota; Fungi; Ascomycota; Eurotiomycetes; Chaetothyriales; Herpotrichiellaceae
Exons: 1
Coding region: 1-2349 (782 amino acids)
Source: RefSeq, a predicted model, not a curated record